Priceomyces carsonii is the source of this 183-nucleotide messenger RNA. Its product is annotated as Arf family guanine nucleotide exchange factor. The record is from RefSeq and is a predicted model, not a curated record. Bases 1 to 183 code for a protein of 60 amino acids. The transcript has a single exon. Gene Ontology annotation, cellular component: membrane; Sec61 translocon complex. Gene Ontology annotation, biological process: SRP-dependent cotranslational protein targeting to membrane, translocation; post-translational protein targeting to membrane, translocation. Gene Ontology annotation, molecular function: guanyl-nucleotide exchange factor activity. Lineage: Eukaryota; Fungi; Ascomycota; Pichiomycetes; Serinales; Debaryomycetaceae.
AUGCCAUUGUCCACCAGGACAGCUGGAGCAGGAGGCUCAUCAUCUACCAUGAUGAAGCUUUUCACAGAUGAAGCACAGGGUUUGAGAGUUGACCCCUUAGUAGUAUUGUUUUUGGCUGUUGGAUUUAUAUUUUCUGUGAUAAUUUUACACGUAUUUGCAAAGGUAACAGGCAAAUUUACGUAG